AUGGCGGCGGCGAGGCUUCGUCUCCUUCCUCCCUCUCUCUCUCGUGGCGCUCUCCGCCGCGUCCACUCCGCCGUAGGCGGCGGCAGCGCCGUGUUAUGCCGCCGCGCACGCGCGGAGGUGUCGCCGGCGGGCGGGAAGAGGUCCCUCCUUCAGGUGAAGCGGAGAACGCGCUCCGAUUCGGAGUUCGAUCUGGAGGCGUACUCGCAGAACCUUGCCGAGCAGAGCGCGCGGGCGGUGGAGAAGGGGGAAAUUAGGACAGAUUUUGAAGGAGUGGUGGCGCAUGUGCCUGUGAUGCUCGGAGAGGUCCUUCAGGUGUUCCACCGGCGGCGCCUCCGCUCCUUCGUGGACUGCACCGUCGGCGCCGGUGGCCACUCAUCCGCCGUAUGCGCCCACUUUCCUCGCUUUCCUCCACCGCUCCCUUCCUGCUGAUUUCUGAAUGGCUGAAACAUCAUGGAUCAGAUAAUUAGGGCGCAUCCAGAUCUGCAGUUCUACCUCGGACUGGACGUCGACACGACGGCACUAGAGACGGCGCGGGAUCGGAUCGAUGCCGCCAUUGAGGACGCGCGCUGCGCCUCGGAGAUGGAGCAUUCCCGCCUCGAGGCGCAUCUUCGCCACGGGAAUUUCAGGUCCCUGAAAUCGAUCCUCGGUGGCAUCGAGGGCUGCACCUAUCCCCUCGACGGCAUUCUGAUGGAUUUGGGCAUGUCGUCGAUGCAGGUACAAUCUAAUCUCCAUUUUUUUUCAUGGCAAUUGCUCGAACUUGUGGAAUGUUUUGAUCAAUUGGAAGAUCGAAGAACACUGUGCUUAUGGUUUACUCCCCCGAACCUCCCUCCCAGCCUCUCCAGGAAUCAAAUUAUGGGGGAAAUGCCUUCUGUAGAACUGAAGUUGAUGCUGUCCUGUACAGGUGAACAAUCCCAGGAGAGGUUUCAGCGUGCUUGGCGAUGGACCUCUGGAUAUGAGGAUGAACCCUCAGGUGAGAGGCUACUGCAUAAGCUUCCUGAGAGGGCAUUCAAGAAAUCCAACACAUACGAUGACCAGAUUUUUUUCUUUUUCUUUGCUUUGAAUCGAGUUCCAUUAAUGAGCUUGCAUUGAUUAAUUGGCCAGACUCAUUGCAGGCUGCAUUGAAAGCAGAAGACAUCUUAAAUUCUUGGCCAGAAGCUGAGGUGGGACGCGUUCUGAAAGAAUAUGGAGAGGAAAGCAACUGGCGCUUGCUUCAGAAGAAGAUCAUGAGUGCCCGUCUGCAUGGAGGCCUUCACUCCACGAAAGAGCUCGCAGAUCUCGUGCGUUCUACAUCCCCCAAGUCCAAAGGUAGUUCUUCAAUCAUCUUGAACCUUCAGUCUUGUGUUGCUUUGCGCACACAUCAUGCCGUGCCGUCUUGUGCCUUUCUGCAGUGCGUGGUCCCUCUAGAUGAACUUAUUGGGUUCAUGAUUCUAGCAUAUUGCCUAUCCAUUGAUCGGAAAUUACAUCUGAAUAUACUUUUUAAUCUAAGAAUCUCUCUCAGUUCUUGAUUGAUCUUGGCCCCUUGGGUCUUCCCUCCCUCUCGGUAGGCUAUUUAUUUUAUUUGGUUCAGAAUUGAUCUCAUAGUACAUCUCAAAUAUUCAAAAUUGUGUCAAAUGUUUGAUUCAUUAGAAGGAUCUCCGCUAGUUCUUCAAUUAUCCCAAAUAUUUGGUUCAUGAUUCUAUCAUAUUACCCACCCAUUGAUCGGAAAUUACAUUUUAAAAAUGCUGUUCAAUCUAGGGAUCUCUCUCAGUUCUUCAUUGAUCUUACACGAAUCUUUUCCUGGUCCAUAAUUGAUCAAAAUUAUAUCGAAUAUUGAUGCAUUAAGAUAGCCUAUUCGAGUUAUUUCAUUCAGAAUUUUGCCAUAAAACCUGUCCGAUCAUCAGAAAUUCUUGAUCUAGGGAGGCAGGGUUGGAUCAAGACGGCCACGCGGGUCUUCCAAGCGUUGAGGAUAGCAGUCAACGAUGAGCUCAGAACCCUAGAAGACGCCCUCUAUGGGUCCUUUGAGUGCCUCUCCUCCGGCGGCCGCCUAGCCGUCAUAUCUUUCCACAGUUUAGAGGACAGAAUCGUGAAGCAGACCUUCCUCAGCAUCAUCAACAAGGAGGAGGGGGUGAAAUCUUCUGCAGAAGAAGUUGCAGAGAACUGGAGCAAGGCGAGAGUAGUGGGCAAGGAGGGGAUCAUCCUAACCAAGAGGCCGAUCACGCCCACGGAGGAGGAAGAGAAGCUGAACGUCAGAUGUAGAAGCGCCAAGCUGAGAGUGAUUCAGAAGAUCUGA
Messenger RNA from Spirodela intermedia, 2269 nucleotides. The record is from the annotation of a GenBank genome assembly. Lineage: Eukaryota; Viridiplantae; Streptophyta; Magnoliopsida; Alismatales; Araceae.